Messenger RNA from Rhododendron vialii, 1656 nucleotides. Its product is annotated as zinc finger BED domain-containing protein RICESLEEPER 2-like. The transcript has 2 exons. Gene Ontology annotation, molecular function: DNA binding. The record is from RefSeq and is a predicted model, not a curated record. NCBI's taxonomy places the organism in Eukaryota, Viridiplantae, Streptophyta, Magnoliopsida, Ericales, Ericaceae. The coding region runs from base 1 to 1656 and encodes 551 amino acids.
AUGGAUCCAAUUUUUGAUUUCUCUCCUGGUGGGGAACUUGAGGAUGAUGAGGUAGAUGCUGAAGAAGUUGAACUUGGAGGUAAUUCUAAUCCUCAUGUAUCUACCAAUGCCGAUAUUGUCGAUGUUCAAGAUGAUACAGUAGUUGAAGUUGGAGAAAAAAGACUGAAAAGAAAGCUUCCACCACAAGCGCCUAAACCUAAAAAAGAGAGAUAUAGGUCUCCUGCCUGGGAUCAUUUCAAUGAAAUUAAAGAGGGGGGAGUUACCAAAUGGGCUGAGUGUAAGUAUUGUAAGAAACAAUAUAUGGCUGAAAGUAAAAAACAUGGUGUUAGUAAUUUGAAAGCUCACAUCCCCGUUUGCCCGUUAUAUCCUAAUAGAGACCAACAUGGACAACAAAACCUUUCAUUCAAACCCACAAAUGGGGGCGGUGUCGAUGUUGUCACUCAUGUCUUUUCUUUUGACGAUUGUAAGAGAGCUCUUGCCGAAAUGGUCAUCAUUGAUGAACUACCCUUUAGAUUCGUUGAGGGGAUUGGGUUUAGAAAGUUUUGUAAGGUCAUGCAACCGAAGUUCUCACCGGUCCCUUCUCGCCAAACGAUAACUAGAGAGGUUGGUGCAAUUCAUAACUAUGAGAGGGGAAAACUGAAAAAAUUAUUGAAGGGUCGUAGGAUUUGCCUCACCACUGAUACAUGGACAUCAAUUCAAAAUCUUAACUACAUGUGUCUCACCACACACUUCAUUGAUGAUGAUUGGAAGUUGCAAAAGAGAAUUUUAAACUUUUGUCAAGUUGUAAAUCAUAAGGGAGAGACCAUUGGCAAGAAGAUUGAAUCUUUGUUGCUUGACUGGAACAUUGAUGGUAUUUUUACGUUGACGGUAGAUAAUGCUAGUUCGAACGACACGGCUAUUAAGUUCUUGAAAAGGAAAACAAAGGAUUGGAAAUGGACAAUCUUGGAUCAUGAUUAUUUGCAUGUACGAUGUUGUGCACACAUUUUGAAUCUUAUCGUGGUUGAGGGGUUGAAAGACAGGAAUGAGAGUAUUCUCCGUGUUCGUGAUGUCGUGAGGUAUGUGAGAUCUUCUCCACAAAGAUUGGAGAGCUUUAAGAAGUGUGUGGAGAAGGAGAAAAUUGUUUUGAACCAAACUGUGUGUCUUGAUGUGUGUACUUGGUGGAAUUCCACUUACUUGAUGUUAGAAGUAGCUGUCAAGUUUGAAAAGGCAUUCCAAAGAAUGGCGGAGGAAGACAGUGGUUUCAAAACCUUUUUUGGCAUAAAGGAAGGUGAUGAUGGGGAGCUUGUGUCAUUUGAGGGUGGGGAGACAAUAGAGUUGGUUAGUGAGGGUGGCCAAGUGAGGAGCCAUAGGGUCCAAAGAAUUCCAACUAAGCUUGAUUGGAAGAAUUGUACGAUGUUUACUAAGUUCUUGAAACUUUUCUAUGAUGCAACCAAGAAAUUGUCGGCUUCUCUUUUUGUCACAUCCAAUGUAUUCUUUGAUGAGAUGUAUAAUGUUGAAGUAAAAAUAGAGAAGUUAAUUGCCAACAAUGACCCUCUCUUGUCUAAAAUGGCAUUUGACAUGAAAAAAAAAUUUGACACGUAUUGGGGGAAGGGAGAUAAAUUCAAUUUCCUACUUUAUGUGGUGGUGGUACUGGAUCCCCGGUUCAAGUUAAGUUAG